Molecule: messenger RNA, 1536 nt
Organism: Rotaria socialis
Lineage: Eukaryota; Metazoa; Rotifera; Eurotatoria; Philodinida; Philodinidae
Source: the annotation of a GenBank genome assembly
AUGGCAUCACGUAUACUUAAAAUGCUCAGUAAAUUAUUUAGUGCACCAGAAUAUCGCAUACUUAUUAUGGGUCUCGAUGCAUCAGGUAAAACAACAAUUCUUUACAAGUUGAAACUCAAUGAAACUGUUCAAACAAUUCCAACCAUCGGUUUCAAUGUAGAAGUAGUGUUGUUUAACAAAGCUUCACUGACUAUCUGGGAUGUGGGUGGUCGUGAUAAAAUUCGUCCAUUAAUCCGACACUAUUUUCAAAAUACACAGGCUCUUAUAUAUGUGAUCGACUCAAAUGAUAAGGAUCGAUUACCACAAACAACAGAAGAAUUGUGGCGUGUAUUUGACGCCGAUGAUUUAAUCAAUAUACCUCUAUUGAUCUACUUGAAUAAAACCGAUUUACCUAAUGCAAUGAAAUCCGAAUACAUUAUUCAAGAAAUGAGAUUAAAUAGUAUUAAAGAUAGACAAUGGCUAUUGCAGCCAUGCUGUGCUAGGACAGGUGAUGGUUUGUAUGAAGGUUUAAGUUGGUUGGUGCGCUUAUUGCAAUCACCACAUACUUCGGAUACUAGAUAUACACCCAUAGAAUCAAAGAGUAUUAUAUCAACAGCUGAGAACAAUCAGGACGGCGAUAAGCUAUCAGAAUGGUUAUCUCACAUAGAUGAGGAUACAAAUGAAGAAUUCAUUGAGAAAUUUCAAAACAAUCUAUUAUCCAGUGAAACUUUUGAUCAUCGAACAUUGUUGAGAACCAUAUGGGUUUAUUUAACAAUAUACGGCAGACAAAAGACUGUUAAAGUACUAUUUGAUCAUCUAAAAAUGUAUAUAAAAGAUAUGAAUGAAACUUUGAUUUAUUUUUGGCUUCAAAUCGUACAUUAUGCAUGCGAAGCAACGAAAAAUCCAACAAAUGAUUUUACGGGUUUAUUAUUAAUGAAUCCUCAACUUCUGAACGAAACCGAAGUCCCACUGAGCUAUUACAAAAAAGAUACACUGCUUAGUACUCAAGCGAAAACAGCCAUGGUUUUGCCUGAUAUAAAACCAUUGCCAAGCAUUGUACCUGGAUCGUUCGCUCCUUAUAAGAAUGUAAUGAAUAAAACCAGUGAUUCAACCCUGGACCUAUCAAAUAAUGAAUUAGAUGAUGAUGAAUUUCUAAGAAGCUUUGAAUCGUAUACGUUAAAAAGUUGGCCUCAUAAAAGUCAUUUACGUAUGGUAUGGCUCUAUUUGACGCGUGACGGACGUCGUACAGGAGUCAACAAAAUAUUUGAUGGCUUGAAAAAUUUCAUUGAAAAUAGUGCAAUAGUAAAAAAGACAACAUUUCACUUUACAAUGACCUACUUUUGGAUUCAAAUGAUUGAUUUAGCCAUUGCACAAAGUCCCAAACAGAUCUAUUUCGAAGAAUUCCUUCGGUUAAAUUCUCACUUACUUCAUGAAGAUUUAUUUUUGGAAUAUUACAAAAAAGAAACAAUGUUGAAUAAUCCAAAUGCCAGAAAAGAAAUGGUUUUGCCCGAUAUUAAACCAUUACCAAGUUUAAUAGCAGCUAGCAACAAGAAAUGA